CCGGGGAUCCUAGCUCAGAGCCCGCGAGGUGCAGCACCAGUCCGGGCGCGCUGCACUCAAGCGCUCGCCGUCCCGGCCCCGCACGGCCCAAUCGUCUCCCGCCGGCUCCAGCGCCUCUGCCAGCGCUGGCCUUUGGAGCGCGGCGGGGGAGCGAGCCACUGUCGCCGAGACAAGGCUCCCGGUUCCUUCCCCUCCCCAGAGUUGCCGGUCUGCCACGCUGCCCCUGCCGUCCCAGCGAAACUCGCCCGUCACCCGAGCCCUGGUCGCGCUAUGGAUCCUUCCGAAAAGAAGAUAUCCGUGUGGAUCUGCCAGGAAGAGAAGCUGGUGUCGGGCCUCUCCCGCCGCACCACUUGCUCCGACGUGGUGAGGGUGUUGUUGGAGGACGGCUGCCGGCGACGAAGGAAGCAGCGGCGGGGCCGGCGGCGGGGGGCGGCAGGCGACUUGCCAGGUGCAGGGGACCUGCUGGAACCCCUGGACGAAGACGACGAGGACGACGACGAGGCGCUGACUCAGGGCAUGCUGUGCGGGCCCCCGCAGUGCUAUUGCAUCGUGGAGAAGUGGCGUGGCUUUGAGCGCAUCCUGCCCAACAAGACGCGCAUCUUGCGCCUCUGGGCUGCCUGGGGCGACGAGCAAGAGAAUGUCCGCUUCGUGCUCGUGCGCAGCGAGGCGUCACUGCCCAACGCCGGCCCGCGCAGCGCUGAGGCGCGAGUUGUGCUCAGUCGAGAGCGCCCUUGCUUGACCCGGGGGGUCCAGGCCAGGCCCAAUGUGACCAUGACCCAGGAGAAGCAGCGGCGGGUGGUGCGCAAGGCUUUCCGCAAGCUCGCUAAGCUCAACCGGCGGCGCCAGCAGCCGCCGUCGUCACCCUGUUCUUCCACUUCGUCGUCCACCACCUCGUCCUGCUCGUCGUCGCCGCGGGCCACUGAGAGCGCAUCUAUGGAGCGUAUGGAGACGCUGGUGCACUUGGUGCUGUCUCAGGAUCAUACCAUCCGUCAGCAGGUGCAGCGGCUGCGGGAACUGGACCGCGAGAUCGAUCGCUAUGAGGCCAAGGUGCACUUGGACCGCAUGCGGCGACAUGGAGUCAACUACGUGCAGGACACUUACUUGGUGGGCGCGGGCCUUGAGGCCGAUGAGCCGAGUCCGGGAGAGGAGCCAGAGGCGACGGCGGCGGCGGCGGCGGCGGCUGCGCCUUUGGACGGCGAGGCUCAGGCGGCCAAGCUGGAGGAACUGGCCCGGCGCUGCGACGACCUGCUGCGGUUGCAGGAGCAGCGGGCCCAACAAGAGGAGUUGCUGGAGCGCCUUUCAGCCGAGAUUCAGGAAGAACUGAACCAGAGGUGGAUGCAGCGGCGCCAGGAGGAACUCGCGGCGAGGGAGGAGCCGGCGGAGGCAGAAGGCCACCUGGAGGGCGAGCUGCUGCUGGAGCAGGAGCAGGUCAGGACGCAACUGAGCACCAGCCUCUACAUCGGGCUCCGGCUUAACACGGAUUUGGAGGCCGUGAAGUCGGACUUGGAUUACAGCCAGCAGCAGUGGGACAGCAAGGAGCGGGAGCUGCAGGGCCUGCUCCAGACUUUGCACACGCUGGAACUCACUGUAGCGCCCGACCGGGCUCUGGGCUCUGGCGGGCCUCCUCCGGAACCCGGACUUGAGGCUUGCGCCGACGUGUGGGUGGAUCAGGCCCGUGGAUUGGCCAAAAGCUGUCCAGGGAACGACGAGGACUCGGACACCGGGCUGAGUUCUAUGCACAGCCAGGACUCGGACUCAGUGCCCGUGUGCGAAUCACUGGUGUAGGAGGAGCAGGGAGGGAGAGGGAACCCAACGCUUUUCCCUUCCUUGUGGUAAACAAGGGCCUGGGCGUCUCAGGUACUGGAAACCGGGCUGAGGGUCAGCCCGGGACUGCUUGGGACAGCAGCUCUCUGUCUGGGUCUUGGGAGAGUUCAGGACACCUGCCCCUCAGCGGUGCUCCUCUGGCUCGGGAUGAGCGGGUUGAGCGUGCCUGAGAGUGCGGGAUUUAGAAGGCUGGUCUCCAAUCCGAGCCUUUUUAGGGGAAGAAAGGAGGGAGGAGGUGAGACUACCCCUCUCCUCCCCAUCCCCGCUCCUCACCCAGUGGAAAACAAAUGCUCCAGGGAAGUUGACGUGGUCCGAGCCCAUUUUCAAAGACAGAAAUGAAAGUAUUAUGGAGAUUUCACCACUUUUUUUGUUUGGGAAGGACUGAUGGCAGCUAGAACUUUAGUUUGUAGCAUAAAUUGCUUUUAAAAGAAACACUUGGAUGAAAAGGAAAUUCCUUGAAUGUUAAUUGUGACUGUGAACAUGUUAAAACUAGCCAAAGAGGACGCACUCAUGUUAGUUUCAGCCUUACUUACACCAUUGAUAAAACCCAUAGGCACCAAAAAUCAGGCUGUUUACAUUUCUGCAGAUUCGGGAAUUACCCAUCUGUUAAACUGACUUUUAUUUUUUUUCAACAGCCGAAUUGGUAUGGCUAACCUUGCAUAUCCUACCAAAUACUGUGUAUGCUAAAAUGGGACCCCCCCUCCCCCAAAUAAUCAUUUAUUAUUACAAAAGCCAAACAUAAUACUUUUGAGAUAGAGAAUCCUGGCAGACAUAAUCACUGGUUAACAUUUAAUCUGAGCUCUUUGGGAUUUGACCCUGCAAAGGUAUGUGUGCUGUCCUUUCAUUCAUAUUGCCAUUUCAUCCACUUUCAUCAGAAGUAAGUAAAGGGGAAGUUUCAGAACUCAAGUACAACUAAAUUUGCUGUUUAAUGAGCCCUCUGUUUGAAACUAAGACUUGAAAACAAGAUCUUUGCUCGUCUUGAGCUUUUGAACUGAACUAUAUGAUUAAAACUAACCAUGACCUCAACAGACUUUACCCACACCUAAGUCUAACUCCAUUUUUUUUGUUUAGAGAAUAAUUACUUGUCCAAGCCUCCACUGAGAGAGUGUAAAUAUCAUAGUUCAUUAGAUAAGGCCCCCAAAGAAAAACUACAACCAAAUUAUCUAAUAGUAUACCCUGAGUGAACAAUUUGAUUAAGAACAGCACGUAGCCAUUGAUAAAACGUAUGAAAGUGAGCUAAGGACUUGACUUGAAUCACUCUAGUCUGGCUUUCACCUUUGCAUAUGCCAGGAAAUACUAGCGUGUUCACAGCUCUCUCUCUCCCUGCAAGUGACAGCCCUGGUGGGGACUCAUUGUAAUUGUUCCAGCUAUUUCAAUUAAAACUUAUCAGUUGUAGCUAGUUGCUACCUUUGUGGAAGGAGUCUGCUGGCGGUGUUCCCUCUGGAGUUCAAUACUUCUGAGAAUUUAAUCUGUCCUGAGGUGUUAACAACGGGGUGUGUGAGUGGUGUAGCAGCCUGGUAUCAGCCUAACUAGAGGGGCUGGCUCCAGCUUUAACACUACAUGUGAAGAUAAGAGGUCAUACUUUAUAGAGCUGUUUCUUCCCUUGGAGAGAUUCGGUCCUCCUCUUGCCAUUGGGGUCCUGCCCAUUUAACCCCCUCAAGCCCUGUAGGUUGUCUCCUCAGACCUAGU
Condylura cristata (star-nosed mole) is the source of this 3513-nucleotide messenger RNA. RefSeq names its product Ras association (RalGDS/AF-6) domain family (N-terminal) member 10 (gene RASSF10). NCBI's taxonomy places the organism in Eukaryota, Metazoa, Chordata, Mammalia, Eulipotyphla, Talpidae. The coding region runs from base 271 to 1785 and encodes 504 amino acids. The record is from RefSeq and is a predicted model, not a curated record. The transcript has a single exon. Gene Ontology annotation, biological process: signal transduction.